This is a messenger RNA of Paramecium tetraurelia, 1542 nucleotides long. RefSeq lists its product as uncharacterized. The record is from RefSeq and is a predicted model, not a curated record. Lineage: Eukaryota; Ciliophora; Oligohymenophorea; Peniculida; Parameciidae. Gene Ontology annotation, cellular component: cytosolic [4Fe-4S] assembly targeting complex. Gene Ontology annotation, biological process: iron-sulfur cluster assembly. Gene Ontology annotation, molecular function: protein binding. The transcript has a single exon.
AUGUUGUAAUCAUUUGCUAGCAAUGUCAGCUGUCCGAAUCACAACCAACCAAUCAGUUAUAUUGACACCAAGAAGGACACACCUAUCAAUAACAGGGCCAAGUGUUUGAAUUGCACACCUUUGAAUGAUGCUGUUCCAUUGAAAACUGCUCUGGAGAAAUUCAAGAAAUUGAAAGAAGACGAAAAAUAAUAGAUUAGAAAUUAUAGAAAAAACAAGGUCUACGAUUUCUUGGAAUUCAAGAAGGUCAUUCAUCAACUUUCUGAAUCCAUUUCGCAAUCUCUCAAUGAAAUUAGUAAAUAAAUCAAUGAAAGAAUCGAAAAGAUUGUCGGAGUCAUUCAAUAAGCCUAAUCAGUGCAAUGGCAAUUCGAUAUUAACGAGUAUUUGACCAUAAGUGGAUUGCAAAACGUAGGAUUACAAUUAAGUUAGUAAGGAAAUGAGUUUUCACUAAUUAAAGCUGGUUACUCUGUGGUUCAAAUGAAGAAGGAACAACAAUUGUAAACCACUCUUUCCAAUUAUCAAAACAACAUCAAGUCUAUCCAAAGCAAUAUGGAAAUACUCAAAGAAUCACUAACCACCAAUCUUAUUAUUAAUGAAGAAAUCGUAGGGAAGGCUGUCUAGAAGGAAAAAUGUUUAGCCACAGCCUUCAACAAAGACAAUUCCAUAAUGAUAAGCACAUCAGAAGAACUCAUUAAGGUCUGGACUUUCGACAAUGGCAAAUUGGAAUUGUUUCAAACAUUGAAAGGACAUGACAAAGAAGUCACCUGUCUCUAUUUCAGUCGUAAGAAUAAUUGGUUCAUCUCUGGAAGUCGAGACAAGACUCUAAGAAUAUGGAAGGAGUUUAGUAAUAGUGAAUGGGGCUGUAUAUAGAUUUUAGAAGGCAAUAGUUUUUGCAUUAAUUGUGUUAUUAUAAACUAAUAUGAAGAUCAAAUCCUAUCCAGUAGAGAUGAUAACAAAAUCAAGGUAUGGAUGCAAGAAUCCUUACUGACUUCAUAAUAACCACAAUGGAAAUGCUAUUAAACUCUACAGGAUCAUAAGAAAGAUGUUUAUUCAUUGAGUUUAAACUCAGCUGGCACCAUGUUGGUUUCUGGCUCUUAUGAUAAAACCAUAAUCAUCUAUGAGUUCGAUGAUUAGUAAUAAUGGAGAUUAAAGCAAGUGAUAUAAAAUGAUUAUGAAAAUUGGGUGCAUUCGGUUUGUGUCAUCAAUGAUAAGUUGAUUGCCACCAAGUUAUAUAAUGGAGUGGUUAUUCUUUAUCAAUAUAUGGAGUCGGUUGAAUCAUUCGAAUAGAUUCAAGAACUGGAACUCAGUAAGUCGAAGAUGAGUUACUUCGAUUUCUUCCACAUGUUCUACAAUCAGUAAUUGUAAUCCAUCUUCUGUCGUCAUCUAGAUUGCAUUUACAUUUUAUUCCAAUAAACUACAGGGAGAUAUGGAGUCCAAUAGAAAAUCGCAGACAAUUAUAGAGGUGGCAGCUUGACUGACAAUGGAGAAUACAUUGCCUUGUGGAAUAAUAAUACUAAAUAAUUAGAAAUAAGAUAACAGGAGUGA